Sorghum bicolor (sorghum) is the source of this 2208-nucleotide messenger RNA. RefSeq lists its product as uncharacterized. The coding region runs from base 352 to 1623 and encodes 423 amino acids. The record is from RefSeq and is a predicted model, not a curated record. NCBI's taxonomy places the organism in Eukaryota, Viridiplantae, Streptophyta, Magnoliopsida, Poales, Poaceae. The transcript is spliced from 3 exons.
AGAGCAGCACCGCCCAUUUCAACUUGUUCACACAUUUUGCUCCAAACGAUGGACAGGCUACCUCCCCUGUUUUCUUACUACUGUAUAUAAAGCUUGGUCGUCCUGAAUACACAGCAAUACACCUCUCAGUGCUCUUUUCUUGAUCUCAUCUUAUCCCGGCUCCUUCAUUCUUACAACAGCAGGGCUGUCAUCGGCAUGCAGCUGGCGCUACAAGCGCGUGGCUUGAGCAAUCUACAGGAGAACUAAGCAGAUACAGAAGACAGUGCUGUACGUACAUGGUUCCUGCCAUGGCGUAGAUGGUGUGUUCAGCCCUUGUUUAGGUGGCCGUCUGCAGAGCAUGCAGAUACACUUAUGGCGCUUCCUUCAGCUGUCGUUGAGGAAGGUGUGAACAAAGUGUUCUCAUACAUCUCAACCAAGUUUGACGACAAGGCGUUGACAGCAGACACCAUCGCAAGGAUCGAGAUUGCACUAUCUCAGUUAGAUUUUGUCCUUGAGAAGACUGGAAAGAUAGCAAUCACAUAUGUCUCCUUGCUACGUAGAUGGAAGAUUUUCAAGCGAGUCCAUAUGGAAGGGAUGGACCUGCUCAACAAGUACAAGCUGCACGAGCCCGAAGUGACCGGGCAAGCGGUUGUAAGGAGUUCCUCCUACCUGCAAAGAAUUGCUAACAGAGCUGCAAAUUUGUCCAUCUCCUCUCUUGUUGGCUUGAGCAAGGAGCCCUUGAGUUUCUCUGUUGCCACAACAUUUGAGAGAUAUGCAGAUUGGGCUGAAAAGUUUGUAGCAGAGGUGGAGUCAAGCUGCCCGCUCCGGCAUGUCACCUUCCGCUAUCCAUUUCUCAGGCAUCUGUUUGAAGGGAAAACUCUCGUGUGUAAGAUGGUAAAGAAUCCAAGCCAAUCACUCAGAUUCUACCUACAUCCCGUUAUUGUAGAAGGGCGUGGCGUAGAGGUCAAGCUAGUUUAUGUAUAUGAGGAUUGCAGGACGCUUGAGAAAUACUUCUAUGUUUCCAUGAACCUCAGAAUCUCGGAGGACACGGACAUAAUUGGGAUCAUUAUUAAGUGCAUGCAGUGGUUGACAGCUAAGUUCAAGCUUGCAGUUGAAUCUGCAAUAGGAGAGCUCAAGCUGCUGCCUAGUUUGCAAGAUAUUUUCCAUUCGUCAGUUCCUCCACCGAGUUUCAUGAUAGAAGAAAAACAUGGCUUUUAUUCAAAAUUCUUCCGCCCUGAUCCAAUAUGUUGCAAAGGAAAUAGCCACGGAACUCUAGCUAGCAAGUCGUCAAUGGAGAUUCCAGAGCCAGUUAUUGAGAUCUAUUUUAGUUGCUAUAUGUCAGCGCCUGAAAAGAGCUUGCGUAACGCACCUCUGUCUCUGACAGGUCUUUUUGCGCCUCACUUUCCUCGAAGCAACGGGGAUAUUUGUAUUCAGUAUGCAGGCAAAGAGGAAACUAGAAACGGUGGCAGUGUGCAACAACUGGAGCAGAUAGCAAGAUCAGAUGCCCUCGAUUAUUUGGUCCAUGAACCAGAACCCACGGAUUAUGCUCUGAUUUGGUUCUCUCCACAUGGUGUAGCAUUGGUUAUUCUGAGGAGAGAGGCCAUGCCAAGACCCGGUCGGAGGGUUUCCAAGAGAAAGCGGUAAAAGUUCAAAGGGAGCGAGCUUGUUCGCUGGUCUUAUAAAUCAUACUUUUUAUGUCAGUCAAUAGUGUUUUUUCUCUGCAAUAAAUCAGCGAACAAUAUUUUUAGUCAUGACUUUUUCGAUCAGCGAACUAGUACCUUGGUACUUCAAUUUUAAGGCCCUGUAACAUAUAUACAAUGUUAUAUAAAAUUUGUCAUGGCCCGCGCUUGGGAAAAUAUUGUCUGACAAAUGAAAGCGUAUUUUGUCAUGCCUCCCGGUGCUCUGUUCUGUUCUUCAUCUCAAUAUCCCGGCCUACUAUUCCUUGAAUAGUAAGGGCGGUAGCAGGUACAAGACACGGAUGAGACUACUCUGCAGAUCGGUUCCCAUCUGCGUCGUCGUCUGCAUUUCCUAGGGCUUUCGGUGAGCUGGGCAGAAGGAAAAGAGGCUCCUAGCUAAACUUGUCUCGCCCUGCUUCAAAACUACAGGGCGUGCGCUAUGGCUUUUGACCUAACUCCGUUUGCUGGAAUCAGAAUAGUUGAGAACAAAGUGGCGAACGGGUGUGUAACGCGUGGGAAUCUGCCGAACAGUUCGGGCCAAAUCCUAAAGAAA